Erythranthe guttata (spotted monkey flower) is the source of this 1390-nucleotide messenger RNA. RefSeq names its product histone deacetylase HDT1. Lineage: Eukaryota; Viridiplantae; Streptophyta; Magnoliopsida; Lamiales; Phrymaceae. The record is from RefSeq and is a predicted model, not a curated record.
UCAAGCGCACUUCCUUCCUUUAUAUUAACGCGCGUUUUGCUAGCUCCCUGUCAGCUACACUACACUCCCCAUUCUCCAAAACCCUAGCUCUCUCUCUCUAAACCUCAGCCUUCGCUCUCUCUCUCUCUCUCUCUCUCUCUCGCUCGCUUACAGAAAUGGAGUUUUGGGGAGUUGAAGUGAAAAGCGGAGAACCUCUAAAGGUGGUUCCUGGAGAUGGCAUGGUUGUGCAUCUUUCUCAGGCUUGUCUUGGUGAACUGAAAAAGGAGAAAGGAAAUGGAUCUGUGUACUUGUUCUUGAAUGUUGAUGGAGAAAAACUGGUCCUUGGAACUCUGUUCCCUGAUAAGUUGCCUCAACAGCAAUUUGACUUGGUGUUUGACCGUGAUUUUGAGCUAUCUCACAACUUGAAAACCGGAAGUGUUUACUUCUAUGGAUACAAGGCAGAGAACCCCUUUGAAAGAGAGGAGUUACCCGAGGAAGAAACCUUUGGUGAAGAUGAUUCGAGUUCAGAGGAGGAUAUCCCAUCUAACAUUGCCAACAAUGGGAAACCUGAGUCAAACGCCAAGCCGGCGAAACCAGAGGAACCCAAGAAGGCUGUUGCUGCCAAAGAGAAGGAGUCAAUUGCUGGUAAGAAAAAAGUGACGACCGUUGAGGCAAAUAAAGAUGUGAAACCCCAAGAGGAUGAUGAAACUAGCAGCAGCGAUUACGACAUCUCAUCUGAUACAGAUGACCCUGAGGAUUCGGAUAUGGAUGACUCUUCUGACGACUCCGAUGACUCUUCUGACGAAGAGACUCCAAAGAAGGCAGAAACAAGCAAGAAGAGACCUUUAGAGUCUGCUACCAAAACACCUGUUCCGGACAAAAAGGCAAAAGCAACUCCACAGAAAACUGAUGGCAAGAAAGGAUCUGCUCAUGUCGACACACCUCACCCUGGAAAACAGGCUGGGAAAACUCCUGCUAACAACAAGCCAAAGCAGCAGACACCAAAAUCAGCAGCAGCACAUUCCUGCAAUAGCUGUGAAAAGAAAUUUGGUUCCGAGAAAGCACUGGAAUCCCACUCAAAAGCUAAGCACGCCGGUGGAAAGUAAUUUGGAGUCUUGAGAGCUUUUUGCUAUUUUGCUAACUUGACAUGGUUUAUUUUGAGAGAAUGAUCUGUGUUUCAAUGGUGUGUAAAGAGGGAGGUUAGGUUUUGAAGUCUAGUUGCAGACUUGGUUAUUACUCUAUUUAGCAUGAUAUUAUCUUUUUAUGUCUUCUCCGAUGUAAGGUUUUGCGAUUACUGCGGUGAAUGUUUCAAGUGGUAUGCUAUCUCUGGAAUUUUCUGGAGCUAGCUUCCUAUUGUUUUGAAUUAUUUCAUUAUAAAAUGCUUCUGCAGUAACAAAUUUGUUUUAUUUAU